AUGGCCUUGACGAUAACUCCUCAGCCCCACCUCCUUCGAGCCACGGUUGCUAACCAUAGAGCAGCGCCUCCUUCCUCUCCGCCAAUGCUGCCUCUUGAUGAGGCUGACAACGAAGAUGACAUAGCUGCAGAGGAAGGGUUUAUCCCCGAUAUAGACGAUUUAGAGGAGAUGGCAGAGGAUGACGAUGGCAUUGACCUCUUUGCAGACAAUUUCGAAAGAGAUUAUGCGAGUCGUGCCGACGAUGGGUAUGGUGGAGUUGAUAUCGAUGAUGCAGAUCAAGAGGAAUUAGACCCCGCAGCGCGACGACAACUUGAAGCACGACUCAACAAACGAGACCGUGAAAUCGCUCGAAGACGAAAAAUGCCCGCUGCUUUCCUGCAGGAGGAUGACUUUGAUGGUGUUCCCGACCUUUCCCUGCAGACGCGCAGGCACCGACGCAACUAUGACGAAGAGAGCCAGGACGCAGAUAUGGAUGAUCCAGAAGCCGACCUAACUUUAGAAGAUAUGGCCGAUAUCAAGGCCGAUAAUCUUACAGAAUGGGUAGCAACCCCAGCUAUUCAUAGGGCAAUCUACCGAGAGUUCAAAUCCUUCAUAACCGAAUUCACGGACAAGGACGGCAUUUCAGUCUAUGGCACCCUUGUGAAGAAUCUCGGAGAAGAGAAUUCGGAGUCGCUUGAAGUCGCAUACCCUCAUCUUAGCGAGUCAAAAUCGAUAAUUGCAUACUUCCUUGCAAACGCCCCAGCUGAAGUCCUCAAAAUAUUUGACCAGGUAGCUAUGGAAGCUACAUUGUUGCACUACAGAGACUACCACCGUAUUCAUAGCGAAAUUCACGUACGAAUUACUAAUCUACCCGUGAAAUAUACCCUCCGCCAGCUUCGCCAAAGCCAUCUCAACUGCCUUGUCUGUGUGAGCGGUGUGGUUACAAGGCGAACAGGUGUUUUCCCACAAUUGAAAUACAUUAUGUUCAAUUGCAACAAAUGUGGUGUCACCCUUGGGCCAUUUGAACAAGACUCGAGUAGCGAACUAAAAAUCUCGUUUUGUCAAAACUGUCAAAGCCGUGGACCUUUUACAUUAAACUCCGAGAGAACGGAAUAUCGCAACUUCCAGAAACUAACUCUUCAAGAAUCUCCGGGCACCGUACCUGCUGGCCGACUCCCGCGCCAUCGAGAUGUUAUUCUUUUGGCGGAUUUGAUUGAUUCUGCCAAACCUGGUGACGAAGUCGAAAUCACUGGUAUUUACCGCAAUCAAUAUGAUCUUCCAAUGAGUCAAAGGAGUGGGUUACCAGUCUUCAGUACAAUUAUCGAGGCUAACCACAUUGUGAAAUCUCAUGAUCAGCUCGCUGGAUUCCAAUUGACUGAGGAGGAUGAACAUCAAAUCCAAGCUUUGUCUAAGGAUCCUGGUAUUGUCGAGAAGAUCAUAGCUUCAAUCUGCCCAAGUAUCUAUGGGCAUGAAGAUGUUAAGACCGCGGUCGCUCUCUCUCUGUUUGGCGGCGUUAGCAAGGUAGCUCAGGGAAAAAUGAACAUCCGUGGAGAUAUCAACGUACUACUGCUUGGUGACCCAGGUACUGCCAAAUCACAAGCUCUAAAGUACAUAGAGAAAACCGCCCAUCGUGCCGUCUUUGCUACCGGACAGGGAGCUAGUGCUGUCGGCUUAACUGCAAAUGUUCGUCGUGAUCCAAUGACCAGUGAAUGGACUCUUGAAGGCGGUGCGCUGGUAUUGGCCGAUCGAGGUACCUGCUUAAUUGACGAAUUUGACAAGAUGAAUGAUCAAGAUCGCACAUCGAUUCACGAAGCGAUGGAACAACAGACAAUAUCCAUAUCGAAAGGUGGUAUUGUUACCACACUCCAGGCGCGGUGCUCUAUUGUUGCAGCGGCAAACCCUAUUGGGGGCCGCUACAGGGGAACACUUCCUUUUUCUCAAAAUGUUGAACUCACUGAACCCAUCCUUUCUCGUUUUGAUAUUCUCUGCGUUGUCAGAGACAUGGUGAAUCCAGAUGUAGACGAAGGAUUGGCUUCAUUUGUGAUGAAUUCGCAUUACCGAUCGAACCCGAUUAAGGACGCACAAGGAAACCCGGAAGAAGAUGUCUCCGAGAACUCCCCUGAAUCCAGGUUUAAGGCACAGAGGGCAGAUGCUAUUCCGCAGGAGCUAUUGCGCAAAUACAUCGUCUAUGCGCGAGAAAAAUGCCAUCCAAAGUUAUAUCAAAUAGAUGAAGGUAAGGUCGCUGAGGUCUUUGCUGAUUUGAGACGUGAGAGCCUGGCAACUGGCGCAUACCCUAUAACGGUGCGGCAUCUUGAAUCAAUCAUGAGAAUCGCGGAAGCAUUCUGCAAAAUGCGUCUGUCCGAAUAUUGCUCGUCUCGCGACAUUGACCGUGCGAUUGCCGUAACCGUCGACUCCUUUAUCGGUAGCCAAAAAAUAAGUUGCAAAAAGGCCCUUUCAAGGGCAUUUGCCAAGUAUACCCUUAACAAACCCCGAGUAAAGCGGGACAGAGGCCCAGUCCAUACCUCUUCAUCCAACCGUAACUAA
This is a messenger RNA of Nannizzia gypsea CBS 118893, 2523 nucleotides long. Its product is annotated as DNA replication licensing factor MCM2. Gene Ontology annotation, molecular function: single-stranded DNA helicase activity; 3'-5' DNA helicase activity; single-stranded DNA binding. Gene Ontology annotation, biological process: mitotic DNA replication initiation; double-strand break repair via break-induced replication; DNA replication. NCBI's taxonomy places the organism in Eukaryota, Fungi, Ascomycota, Eurotiomycetes, Onygenales, Arthrodermataceae. The transcript has 4 exons. The coding region runs from base 1 to 2523 and encodes 840 amino acids. Gene Ontology annotation, cellular component: MCM complex; nucleus. The record is from RefSeq and is a predicted model, not a curated record.